This is a messenger RNA of Racocetra fulgida, 150 nucleotides long. The record is from the annotation of a GenBank genome assembly. NCBI's taxonomy places the organism in Eukaryota, Fungi, Glomeromycota, Glomeromycetes, Diversisporales, Gigasporaceae.
CCUUAAUUUCUGGAUGUUAUAUGACAAACAAGUCUAUUUUAUACCAUUCUUAUUUAGCAAAUUGUGAUAAUUUUAAGGAAGCAUUUACUUUAGAGGAGGUAAAAGAAAUCUUGUCUCGAUUAGUAUUAAAAGAUAUGCAAAAUAAUACAG